AUGGCGACCCCUCAGGUGAUCUCGAAUUCUGGGCACGAAGAGAUGAUUCAUGAUGCUGGUCUCGACUACUAUGGCCGCCGUCUCGCGACAUGCUCAUCCGACAAAACGAUAAAGAUCUUCGAAAUUGAGGGGGAAUCACACCGACUGGUCGAGACACUGAAGGGCCACGAGGGUGCCGUGUGGUGUGUCGCAUGGGCUCACCCCAAGUUUGGCACCAUCCUGGCCUCGUCCUCGUACGAUGGCAAGGUUCUCAUCUGGCGUGAACAGCCUCAAAAUGCGACCUCCCCAUCCAGUGGUAGCACUUGGACUAAGGUCUUCGAUUUCUCCCUGCACACUGCCUCCGUGAACAUGGUCUCUUGGGCUCCUCAUGAGAGCGGAUGCCUUCUUGCCUGUGCCUCCUCCGAUGGCCAUGUCAGCGUUCUCGAGUUCCGCGACAACAACUGGACUCACCAGACCUUCCACGCCCACGGAAUGGGUGUCAACUCUAUCAGCUGGGCCCCCGCUGCCUUCGCUGGUAGCUUGAUCAGCUCCAACCCUGGACCCGGUCAACAGCGCCGCUUCGUGACCGGUGGAAGUGACAACCUGGUCAAGAUUUGGGAUUACAACGCGGAAUCCAAGUCCUACAACCUCACACAGACCCUCGAGGGCCACUCAGACUGGGUCCGUGAUGUCGCCUGGUCCCCGAGCAUUCUCUCCAAGUCCUAUAUCGCCUCCGCCUCGCAAGACAAGACCGUUCGCAUCUGGACUUCCGACCCUUCAAAGCCGGGCGAGUGGUCUAGCAAAACAUUGGAGUUUGACUCUGUGCUGUGGCGUGUUAGCUGGAGUCUCAGCGGUAACAUUCUGGCUGUCAGUGGUGGCGAUAACAAGGUCAACUUAUGGAAGGAGAACCUCAAGGGUGAGUGGGAAAAAGUGAAGGACAUCGAAGAAUAG
Molecule: messenger RNA, 930 nt
Organism: Penicillium brevicompactum
Lineage: Eukaryota; Fungi; Ascomycota; Eurotiomycetes; Eurotiales; Aspergillaceae
Gene: sec13
Product: GTPase-activating protein SEC13
Exons: 6
Coding region: 1-930 (309 amino acids)
Biological process (GO): protein import into nucleus; COPII-coated vesicle budding; positive regulation of TOR signaling
Cellular component (GO): nuclear pore outer ring; COPII vesicle coat
Molecular function (GO): structural molecule activity; protein binding
Source: RefSeq, a predicted model, not a curated record